CGAAUUAGUGAUGCGCGAACCUCCGCGCGGAGAGGAUGGUUGUGGGGAAGGUUUGAAUUCGCGACGCGAACGCAUACAAGAAAAGAUUUGCGUGUUGUUGCCAGUCUAAUAAAAAAGUGCUUCCUGCGUCGUUGACGAUGUCGUCCUACUUUCGCGACUCGCCGAGAUUUUCGGACCGAACGCGCGGCAAGUCCGGCGACGAGCUGCUGCAGGAAGCCAAGCAGAAAUUCUACGAGGACGAUGACGCGUUUUUUGAACGUAGCAGACCCUCCAGGGAUUCCUUCGAUCGGCCAUUCCCGCAUUUUCCGAGGGGUUUCCCAUUUGACGACGACGUUGACAUCUUCGAGCGUCCACGCAGCGACGGUGUUCGCGCGCACCUAGACGAUCUCGCGGCGCGCCACCCUGAGCUCGCCGAGCACCUGCGCGGCCCACCUUGGCCGUUCGGCGGCUCCCCGUUACGUGAUCGCCGCCGCCGGCGCCGCGGCUCCAGUGGUAGCAGUAACGACGGCCAGCAACAACAGCAGCAGCAGCAGCAGCAGCAACAACAACAAGGUCAGCAGUAUCAAGUGGACGAGGACGCGCGUAGCCAGGCGAGCGGUAGUAGUGCCGCGAGCGGCGCGAGCGCCGUCAGCUCGCACAGUGGCACCGGUGAGCCGGACUUGACGUCAUCCACUGCGAUACCGCAGUACGGAUUACGCAACACGGUAGAUAUAGGCCAGCAGCAGCGGCGCCGUGACAUGGAGAUAAGCCCGGAGAAGGGUGAACGCGGUCAGCGUUCGAUGUCGGCACCUCCGGAGAACCGGCAGCAGCAGCAGCCACCGCAAUCCGGUCAAGGUCAGAGAUUUGUGUCCCGCGUGGACAUCACGCCGCAGCAUAAUCAACAACAGCGUGCCCAAUCGCCCGGCAAACCAACCAGCAAUGUUCGGCACAUCCCCAUCUUCGUGGAGGGACGUGACGAACCGGUGAUACCAAAAGUUGCACCUGACAACGGACCAUCCACUUUCCAUCAUCAACGACAACCUUCGCCGCCGCAUUAUUUCCAGAGACCGUCGCACUUCAAUGAUCACUUUGCCAGACAGCAGUGGCCGCCACCGCACUUCCAGAAUGCGUUUUAUGAAUCAACAGGCUUCGAGCAGCCGAAGCGCCGCCAACAAUUCCAGGAACAUUAUCAGCAACCUCAGAAUCACCAGCCACCACAGUACCAUCAGCAGCCUCAGUAUCAGCAGCCUCAAUAUCAGCAGCAGCAGCAGCAACCCCCGCAAUAUCACAAGCAAUACCAACAGCGGCAACAGCAGCAGCCUCAGCAAACUCAGCAGCAGCAGCAACAACAACAACAACAACAACAACAGGAGGUACCGAAACCAAAACCUGUGAUACUAAAAGACCCUCUGGAGAAAGUUGCUCUGGUACAGAAAGAAGUGGACGAUCUGGCUGAACAGGUGCGACAUUAUGUCGGUAAUUCUCGGCAAGACAAGGAGUACAUUUAUCUGGAUGAAAUGCUGACACGUGAACUGAUUAAGCUAGACGACAUCGAGACCGAAGGUCGGGAGAAUGUGCGGCUGGCGCGUAAAAAUGCUAUCAAGAGUAUACAGGACACUAUCAGUUUGCUGGAGACGAAAGUACCUCUUGCUGGCCAGCAACUUGUUGCACGAGAGAAGCAAGGACAAGAGGGCACCGAGAAGGAUCAACAAGGGGAGAAGGAAAUAUCACUGCCCGCGGAACCUAUGGACGUGGACACGAAGCAAGAAAAGCAGUCCAAUGAGCCGAUACCACUUCCUCCUGCGCCGUCGUCACCGACAAAGGCGAAGGUGGAACCUUCAGACAAUAACAAUGUAAUAGCCGAAUCUGCGAAGGAGAGUGUCCUUUCGGCCCAGCAGGACAUGGAUGUCGAACAGAAAAUAGAGAAUCACACAGCGGAAAGUACUACGGAGCAAACCAUCGCAUCGACGACAACGAGUGAAGCAGCGGAAGAAGUAACGAAGGAACCGAACGAUAGAAAGGACGGGGAACAACGAAAGAACAGCGAGGACGCAAUGCAAACGGCGACAAGGAACAAGGACGCGAUGUCAAAGCAGAGAGAAGAGUCGAAGGACGGAAAGAUGGAGAUGGAUGGCGGACAACGAAGCUCGACGUCGCCGAGGACGCAGAAAAAGACGAAGAAAACGAAGAAAAAGGAGCCGCAGCAGCAGCCGGUGUCCGAGCAGGCGAUUCCGUUGCCACCGCCGCCACCGACGGAGAGUGCAAAGUAGAACGACCGGAACGCUGAGAAAGUGUUGUACAGCCGGAUGUGGACACGUUGAUCCGUACGUGGACACGACUUGAUGGGGACGGAAGAGAGAGAGUUUUCGUGGGUCGCGAAGAAGCGCACGAGGCUCGGCGAGAGAAUUCCGUGAAUCUUAGAGGAACGUCGACUACGGAGAACCUUUAAUGGACAUCGAGUUACCGCGAAGUGGCUUGGCGAAUGUGCGAAGCACAUUCAAAUCGCUGCGAUAACUGAAGCCUUUUCUUUUCGAAUUUUCCGAUGCCAACCUGAAGAGUCCCUCCGAGUUGGAGUUUUCGAACUGGGCAGCGAACGAAUCCUACUACGCGCUUCGCUCGUCGUUGCCUUAAAAGAUGGGGCCUUUUUCCUCUUGUACAUUCAGCGGAAUAACCGCGAGUGAGAGCGAACCGGAACGGUAUUCGGCCGUACAUUCGCAGAUAACUGGCUUCCUCGGGAGAAUGGCCUUCGAUUUGAAGUUUUAUUCUAAACGGCUGCACCUGCACGUGUUCCGUUAUAUUUUUUCAACAGCUAAUUGUAAGUUAAGAAAAGACUUACGUGGGAACCUACACGCGGCGAGCGAAUUUUUCUCUCUGUCGAUGACAAUCGUCUUCUAAUUUAUUUACUGUUUGCGAAGUCACGGACGAUGAUGAUAGAUGUGAUGUAUCUAAUUUGUGCGGGAUAGGCUUGAGGUUGUGCGCAAAGAUGCAAUGAUCUUUUGUAAAUCCAAGGCGCGUUAAAAGAAUUCACGUGUUCAGGCGCAUAACUUGAGGAAUAUUCUGCAGAGAGAGGGAGGGAAAUGCAAUUUCCCAUAGCAAAGUGCUGCACACUCGUCUAUCGAGCAGACCAAACUACCACGAGGACAUUUACUUAAACAUCACGAAGAAAAUGCGGAGUUAUUAAUUCCGCGUAAAUCAAAUAUGUAAUUUUUAAGAAUUUUCGAGAGAUAGAAAGAAUCAUAAUCAUAUUUUGUGAAAUGACAUGAGAGAAUAGUAAAAUUGUAUUUAAUUAUAUUCAAUAAUAUAAUAACAUGAAAUCUUUGGCUUUUCACGUCUGCGCUUUUCGCGUAUUUUCAGCGGAACGCCAGGCGAAGAAAUUGGUCUGCUAAGUAUGAUUGUACAUACUUAUACUUGGUGUAGUAUUACGUGGAGUGUACACGUAAUAACGAUGACGAUAUAAUUAAGUUAAAAUAUUAAUUUGUAAUUUAUUGUAUGCCUGCCUGCGCGGGGCGAUCUCGCGCUCGCGAGUGUGUUUGUUCUUUGUUGAUUCGCUGCAUAUCGCACGCACAUCCAGCCAGUGUUACCGUCGUGCACGGAACUUUGUAUAUGAAGUACGUCCAUACUGUAGAGCCGAACAUUCAAAAAUACUGCGCGAUGCGUACCGCCCAAUUUCUAUCCAGAUUUGUACAGGAUGUUUCGCGACGCGUUCAAUCUGCGUGUGCGCUCAAUCAUAAAUGAUGAUUGCAACCAGUAAAGAGCUAUUUGAGGGUCGGUUGUUGUAAUAUCUGAUUUUAAAGAUUAUAAAGAGAAAGAAGUUUGCAUGCAAUCAAAUUUUCAAGAAAAACAUCUGCGUCCCGGAGGACAUGCAACUUGUGGAGCACCCUAUAUACACAGCGCUCCGAAUUUAGCGACCACUUAGAAUUCUCAGAGUGGCAGAUACGCGGUACUUAGAUCGACUCGGAACAGUCGAGAGAGAUUAAACCCUGCGAAUUCGAGGACCUGAUGUAUGGAUUUUCCGGAGCUCUUUCAAACAUUUCUUUAAUAUAGUCGGAGGAAAAGGGGAGAGAAAGAGGAGUGGCAGAUGGUGACGCGCAUCAUCUGGUUCCUUGUUCACGAUGAUACGUUUAAUUGUGCCCGUACGAUGACGUUUCGUUCUGCCAUCUUUUCCCAAAAACUGAAAAUUUUGUAUUUUCUUUUUUUCUGAUGCAAGAAAUGCGAGAGAACAUGCGAGAGCGGAAGUGCGCGUGAGAGAUACAGUAGAUAUAAAGCGGCGAAAGUGUGUGACUAUUUUAUGAGAUUAAUCAGUGAAAAUACAAAGGCUGCUCUGUCCUACGUUCGUUUCGUUCAUUCCCCUUAGACCCUCGGGGAAGUUAAUUAUAAAUGAUUUUCCAAAAAUUGAAUGUUUCUUUAUAUAUUGUACGAUAGGCCGUUACUGCGAAACUAAACAAUAAAAAUCGGUUUGUGCUACAUGACAAAA
Molecule: messenger RNA, 4453 nt
Organism: Ooceraea biroi (clonal raider ant)
Lineage: Eukaryota; Metazoa; Arthropoda; Insecta; Hymenoptera; Formicidae
Gene: stv
Product: BAG domain-containing protein starvin
Molecular function (GO): protein-folding chaperone binding
Source: RefSeq, a predicted model, not a curated record